AUGGAUAAUAAUCAACAAUCAACAAAAAUGCCAAAACCAUUUGAUAGUGAUCAGGAAUUAAGUGCAUCAGCUACAGGUGGUAAUCAACAACAACAACAAUUUGUAUUACUUGAAGAUGAUCGUCUUAAACAAGAAGAAGAUUAUCGUCAAGAAUUAAUGAAGGUUCAAGAUGAAAUUGUAACAUUACGUCAAGUACUUAGUGCUAAAUUAAAACGUGAAAAUGAAUUAAAAACAUUAUUAGGUAUUGGUAUUGUUGAUGAUAUAAAACAAGAUUGGAAUGAAACAGUUCAUGAUAUAAAAUCAAGUGUAGCAUAUCAAAAAACAGCUGAAACAUUAAAUGCUGCAUCAGAAAAAAUUGCACCAACAUUACAAACAGUUAAUUCAACACUUAAAUCUGGUAUUGGUACUCUUCGAAAUUCAACUUAUUUUAAAACAUUUGAAAGUACACUUGGUUCAACUGUUAAUGCAGUUAAAUCAAAAAUAACACCAUCAAAAUCAGCUAUGAGUUUUGAUGAUGAUAAUGAACAUCUUCAUCAAGGUGCUAGUGGAAGUUCUAUGAAUAGUAGUGCAACACAUGGUGAUCAUCUUGAUUUUGGUGGUAGUAGUUCAGAUGGAAAGAAAUAA
Rotaria sp. Silwood1 is the source of this 624-nucleotide messenger RNA. NCBI's taxonomy places the organism in Eukaryota, Metazoa, Rotifera, Eurotatoria, Philodinida, Philodinidae. The record is from the annotation of a GenBank genome assembly.